GUUACAGCGCAGGUGCACUGUGAGCAGAGCUGCUGGCACUCUUUAACUCCAGAGGUCUAACUAACUUAUCGUGCUAGGUAUCGCUGGGGCGAGGCUUUGACACCAUCUAUCGAAAAUGACUCAGAAAUGAGUCUCUAGCGUUCGCUGUUCAGAUCGGUCGCGAGCUCUUCUUCUCCUGGUCCAAACACAAGCCUGACAAUGCCUAAGCCUAUCAAUGUUCGUGUCACCACAAUGGAUGCCGAGCUGGAAUUUGCAAUCCAGUCGGUUACAACAGGCAAACAGCUCUUUGAGCAGGUGGUGAAGACGGUGGGUUUGCGUGAGAUCUGGUAUUUUGGCCUGCAAUACACAGACACCAAAGGCUUUCUGACAUGGCUGAAACUGGACAAAAAGGUGUCUUCUCAAGAGGUGAAGCAAGAGAACCCUCUGCAGUUUAAGUUUCGGGCCAAGUACUACCCUGAAGAUGUGUCUGAGGAGCUGAUUCAGGACAUCACAAAGAAGCUUUUCUUCCUGCAAGUGAAGGAAGGCAUCUUGAGCGAUGAGAUCUACUGCCCUCCAGAGACAGCCGUUCUGCUGGCUUCCUAUUCUGUUCAGGCCAAGUUUGGAGACCACACACCAGAAACACACAAACCUGGAUACCUAAUGAGCGAGCGGCUUCUGCCUCAGAGAGUUCUUGACCAGCACAAACUCUCUAAAGAGCAAUGGGAGGAGAGGAUCCAGAUUUGGCACGAGGAGCACAGAGGCAUUCUCAAGGAAGAUGCCGUGCUGGAGUAUCUAAAGAUCUCACAGGAUUUAGAAAUGUAUGGCGUCAACUAUUUCGACAUCAAGAACAAGAAAGGAACAGACCUGUGGUUAGGAGUAGAUGCUUUGGGACUUAACAUCUAUGAAAAAGAUGACAGGUUGACUCCAAAAAUUGGAUUUCCUUGGAGUGAAAUAAGGAACAUCUCAUUCAAUGACAAGAAGUUCAUAAUCAAACCCAUUGACAAAAAAGCUCCCGACUUUGUGUUCUAUGCAUCUCGUCUGCGCAUUAACAAGCGCAUCCUGCAGCUGUGCAUGGGAAACCAUGAACUUUACAUGCAGCGCAGGAAACCUGAUACUAUUGAGGUGCAGCAGAUGAAGGCUCAAGCCAGGGAGGAGAAACACCAGAGACAGAUGGAGAGAGCCCAGCUAGAAAAUGAGAAAAAGAAAAGGGAGACAACGGAGAGAGAAAAGGAGAGGGUGGAGAGAGAGAAGCAGGAGAUGAUGAUGAAGCUUCUUCAGUUUGAAGAGCAGACCAAAAAGGUUGAAAGAGAUCUGAAAGAGCAGUUUGAGAGGGCACGGAUACUGGAGGAAGAGAGGCGGCGGGUGGAGGAGGAGGCGGCACGUCUGGAGGCUGAGAGACAGGCGGCGCUGAUGGCUAAAGAAGAGCUGGCCAGGCAAGCUGAGGACCAGAUGAAAACUCAGGAGCAGCUGGCAGCAGACCUGGCAGAAUACACUGCAAAGAUUACCUUGCUGGAGGAAGCCAGGAGAAUCAAGGAAGAAGAAGCCAAUGAAUGGCAGAACAGGGCUAAAGAGGUACAGGACGAUUUGGAAAAGACCCGUGAGGAGUUGCAGCAUGUUAUGUCGUCUCCUGUGGUUGCUGCCCCCAUGGCUGCACCCAUGGCUGCGCCCAUGGCCCGGGCCAUGAUGGAGGAACCCCUGGAGAACGAUCAUGAUGAUCAUGAGGAGAACAACAGCACCUACAGUGCUGAGCUGCAGGUGGAGGGCAUUGAGGACCACCGCAACGAAGAGGAGCGCAUCACAGAGGCAGAGAAGAACGAGCGCGUGCAGAAACAGCUCAUGGCCCUGAGCUCUGAGCUGGCCGAGGCGCGAGAUGACUCUAAGAAGACUAAGAACGACAUUCUGCACAAUGAAAAUGUACAAGCCGGGAGGGACAAGUACAAGACGCUGCGUCAGAUCCGCAUGGGCAACACCAAGCAGAGAAUAGAUGAGUUCGAAGCCUUAUAAUGGCUGAUAAAUUCUCCAAUAAAAGCCGAGUACCAGCAGCACUUGCUGUUCAAAGGUGAAUUUAUCUAAUUGCCACAAAUGGCCUCAUUUGUCCUUGUCAUUGAAAAGACUGGAUUAUUUACACAGUCUGUACACACUACACAAGUAGUGUAGGUUUUUUUUUCUUUUUUCUGACAAAUAUGGAAAACACAGGCACUAAAAUUAUAUGUGUAUGUUGUUCAAGUUUGCAUUGAGAACACUCUUGAGAUCUUAUUUAUGCUAACUGUGCCAAAGGCUUUGGCUUGAGAAAUCAUGUCAUCUUAUAUGGGAACCUUUUUAUUAGUGCUAACUUAAGAUCUUUUGCAUUCAAAAUGUGGUGGAGCUUCAUGUUGUGUCCUGAAACAUUCACAUCACUUGCUCACAAAAUGGAGGUUUUAUGUUUAAAAAGGCUGAAAAGGACAAAUCCAAAAACAAAAAGUGAAAAUAUAUUAUGAUAGAGAAUUAUAGAUAAUUAUCUAAAACAUGAAUGUGAUCAAAUAGUGGCCAUAGCAAACAAGUCAAUGGUUUUUAACAGAUUUUGAUUAAAGAAAUGCUACAUAGUAAAUUAGAUUUGUAUAUUUUCUAUGUAAAAUUUUAAAAUAAAUAUAUUGAUUUGAAUUAA
This is a messenger RNA of Cyprinus carpio (common carp), 2623 nucleotides long. It is a transcript of the gene ezra, whose product is annotated as ezrin a. NCBI's taxonomy places the organism in Eukaryota, Metazoa, Chordata, Actinopteri, Cypriniformes, Cyprinidae. Gene Ontology annotation, molecular function: actin binding; cell adhesion molecule binding. Gene Ontology annotation, cellular component: plasma membrane; microvillus; filopodium. Gene Ontology annotation, biological process: regulation of organelle assembly; positive regulation of protein localization to early endosome; positive regulation of early endosome to late endosome transport. The record is from RefSeq and is a predicted model, not a curated record.